AGAGGCGAGAUUUGAAGUCCAGAUUAAAUUCAAGAUCAAGAGUUUGAAUGAAAAAAUCAAUCAAUCAAAAUCAAAGUCAAAUCAGAAAUUGCGUGUUGCCAAAAAAGACUAUAGAAAAUUCAAAAAAAUCCUUCUAGCACUGCAUGAAUGCGGAACGAUCCUGAAAUCCAAACCAAUUUGAAAAUCGACAAUUUAGUAAAGAAAUCUGCAUCGAACAGUCAUUAUUGAGCUAAGAAAAUAAAAGUUAAAAAUGCACAAAGACAAUAAAUAACAUUUUGGGAGAAUUAAUCUUUUUAUGAAAAAUCUCACUCUUCCCAUGCGUGCUUUUUUCGCUAAAUUGAUUGCUUUCGUUGUAAGAAACUCCUCGGUGUGCGGACAAAAAUGGUUCCAGUCAAAAAUAUCGUCAGUUAAGGUUCCCUCUGUAACGCCCAUUCAAAAAUAACAAUGACGGCAUGAAAACCUCUCUCGUUCUCCUCUCGCUCUACCUCUCCACUGUCCUCUCCAACCACCAAGAGCCCUGUACCACUCGCACCCUUUCCUCAACUGUCCCACCAUCCAGAUUGAACUUCAAUGCCUCUUUUCUGGUGCAAAACAUUGAAGAGGAGCUUCACCGAAGCAGCAACUUUACAUCAGCAGCUCGCAACAUUCUGUCCCGACAAUGGGACAUUGCUGGCGCCAUUCUGGCUACUCCAAAGGAGCACAUUCUGGCACUGAACCUCAACUCCAGAUUGAGGAUGUUCGUCAACCAAACGCCCGAGACUCAGUUGUUCUGGAGAGUGUUUGAGGCAACAGCCAGUGGCUGGGGAGCGCCAUUUAAGGACUGUCACUUCUUCGAAGGUUCCUGGCUGUACAUCUACGCCUAUGGAGGCUCUAGAGGAGCGAAAAUUGGGCUGUUUGCACCAGUGGUUCUGGAUGAGUGUGAUGGUGGCAUUGCGGAGAUUUUCGGAGGGCCCCAUAAGUGCAGGGAAAACCAAAUGUGCGUUGACGGUGAAACCUGGAAAAAUGCAAAAAGGGGCCAAUACACUUGCCGGUGCAAUCCGGGGUAUUUUUAUCCGGAUUCCCACGCUACCUGGGCAGGACUGAAGGGGAAAGAUCUGGAAAGCGGGCGCAUCAGUAACUUUGACUGCCAGCCGUGUCCAGAAAUCUGUCCGGCUAAUUGCGUCGGAAACGGGACAUGUCCGAUCCAGAGAAUGGCCUACUUGAGGACCGCCAUCCUGCUCGUCCAGCUGACCAGUAUGGGAUUCGUAAUGUUUUUAGCUGGGAUGGUGUUUGUGCUGCGAAAAACCAAAGCCAUUGCAGUUGGUAUGUGGACCAUUUUAGAAACUAUCCUAGUAGGUGUUCUUGUUCUGUACAGCACGGUGAUAAUACGUCUGUUUGAGCCAUCGGUUUCCCGGUGCCUCUUGGAACCGUGGUUCAGAGAAAUGGGGUUCGUCGUCUGCUAUGGAUCGAUCAUUCUGAAGCUCUAUCGGCAUUUGAUCGAGUUCAGAACCCGCAAAGCCCACAGAUGGGUGGUCAAAGACACGGAUCUACUGAAGUACCUGCUGAUCAUGUUCUUGUCCGCUUUAGCUUACAUGGCCGCUUACACAGCGCUGACGUUGAACUUUAUCAGCGAGGACUUUUCGCUGAUCGAAACCAGCUGGACCGGCUCAGGCGAGCUGUUUGAGACUUGCAAGUACCUAUGGUGGGAUUACGUCACGAAAGCACGUUUCUUUGCGCAACUGGCAGCAUAGAAUUGGCGGUGAGCUUUCUGUUCUACCUAGCUAGAAUAUUCGUGUUCCACAAAUUGCACCCGGACAUAGUGCUAAUUGCGUAUUUUCUGCGCUCGCAAUUGUGCCAGACCUGCACUUUACUGCUGAUAUUUUUCCCGAAAUUCUGGUACCAACAGCGGCAGGCCAGAACGUUGGCGCAGGAAUACUCAUGCCGAUUUCCGCUCGACGCGUUUAAGGAACGAUCGUCGUCUGCGAACAACAGCGAUGUGGAGAUAAGCGAGAUAACGAUAGCCGAUAUGAAUCCUGAUGAUAUCAGGGCGGAACUGAAACGUCUCUACUUGCAAUUGGAGAUGUUCAAGGCGAAAACGAUUUGCAGGGACAAUCCGCACAUAUCAAAGAGACGAGGUGGCAGGAAGGCUCAACAUCGCCGGUUUAGUUUGCAGAAGAAGGGAAGCAGAGAAAAGGUGCGACGCACUAUGAGCUUGCACUCGAGACGCAAAGAUCGGGAUCGGGAUAGAAAAAGGGAUAUAGACAUGGAUAUAACAGAGGCGGAACCAUCGCGCACUCCCGAAGACUCGGUCUGUAGCACCGAUGGAGCCAGUGCGAUCUACGCAGACCUACCCGAAGCAAACCAGCCCUACUAGAGACCAAAACAUUUUUGUAACUGUGUGAAUGAAUUAAACACGUCCAAUAGUACAAUUGUUAAACUG
Molecule: messenger RNA, 2419 nt
Organism: Dendroctonus ponderosae (mountain pine beetle)
Lineage: Eukaryota; Metazoa; Arthropoda; Insecta; Coleoptera; Curculionidae
Gene: smog
Product: probable G-protein coupled receptor 179
Biological process (GO): G protein-coupled receptor signaling pathway
Cellular component (GO): membrane
Molecular function (GO): G protein-coupled receptor activity
Source: RefSeq, a predicted model, not a curated record